Procambarus clarkii (red swamp crayfish) is the source of this 1581-nucleotide messenger RNA. It is a transcript of the gene EMC3, whose product is annotated as ER membrane protein complex subunit 3. Gene Ontology annotation, cellular component: EMC complex; membrane. NCBI's taxonomy places the organism in Eukaryota, Metazoa, Arthropoda, Malacostraca, Decapoda, Cambaridae. Gene Ontology annotation, biological process: protein folding in endoplasmic reticulum. The record is from RefSeq and is a predicted model, not a curated record.
CGCUGACCGGAGGUGGGUGACGGAGUGUUACCGACCUCACCACAAUGGCAGAGCUGCUCCUCGACUCCGAUAUAAGAAUAUGGGUAUUUUUCCCCAUAGUUCUGAUCACAUUCCUGUGCGGGAUUUUAAGGCAUUAUGUCAGUGUACUGAUCUCAACGCAGAAGAAGGUGGAUCUUACACAGCUCCAGGAUAGCCAAGCCAUGAUUCGAGCACGGAUGUUGCGCGAGAAUGGGAAAUACAUACCAGAACAAUCUUUCCUGAUGCGUCGACAUUUCUUCAAUAAUGACGAAUCAGGGUAUCUCAAGACAGUAAAGCGUGCAUCAGCCCCUCAACCUAUGACUGACCCUAAUAUGAUGGUAGAAAUGCUGAAAGGUCAAUUGACCAAUAUGCUUCCCAUGAUUGCAAUUGGAGGCUGGAUCAACUGGACUUUCUCAGGAUUUGUUACAACUAAGGUGCCCUUCCCACUGACACUGAGAUUCAAGCCCAUGUUGCAGCGUGGUAUUGAACUCGUUUCCUUAGAUGCCUCUUGGGUAUCGUCUGCAUCUUGGUAUUUCCUCAAUGUAUUUGGUCUGCGGUCCAUUUACACCCUUGUACUCGGAGAAAAUAAUGCUGCUGACCAAGCUCGCAUCAUGGAAGAACAGAUGUCUGGUGCAGCCAUGGCUAUGCCACAGGACCCCAAGGCAGCUUUCAAAGCAGAAUGGGAAGCUUUGGAGAUUGCCGAACACAAGUGGGCUCUCAAAGAUGUUGAAUCCGAUCUUUUACAGAAGGCUGAGGCGGAUUGGAUGUUUAAUGCUCAGUCUUAUGCAAAUACCACCUAAUGGAAAUUAAUUGAAUGAUUCAAAAUAAAAUGUUAAUGUGAUGGAGGUUAAGACGAUAAUUGUUGAUAUGAUUUUACUGACAAUCUUUUUUCAAAAUAUAAACAAUUACCUGUAUUCAUAUCAAGAGCUCUUUGUGUUGGCCGAGGAAAAAUAAAAUGCCGUCUUUACUUAAAAUGUGAAUCCACAGUAAGGGUGAAUCAGGAAAUGUGUACGAAGUGAUGAAUAGAUGAAUGUAAACUAGAAGAUUAAGAUAGUAGGAGUACAGGAAUGAAGAGCAAUUUAAUAAAAGAGAAUGUUUUUGUAUUUUAUGGUUAUUGCUAACUUGAUAAUGUUUGGUGAAGUUUUUCAUUAUGAAUGUAGCUCAACCAAAUACUUUCAUGUUGGAAAAGGUAAGCAUCUCGUGGUUUAUUACAUUCAUUAAUCGGUAAAAAUAUUUCUACUAUCUAAUAGACAAUACCUGAUGCAGUAUAUGAAAAGCUGUAAUAUAUGGCCUACAAUUUAUGCAAUGGUUACUCUGAGUCUUUUAAUUUUGCACUUAUGAAUAUCUAAAUUUUCAUGUUAAUAAAAUGUGGAUAUUAAUUAAAAAUGGGGGUCUAGAUAACCCCCACCCAAGAGGCCAUUGCUUCAGAUGUUUGAGGUUUUUAUUACCAAUAGAUUGUUAAUGUCUUUUCUUAAUCAUGGUGAUAAAAUUUCAAAUGUUUAAUGUAAAUUUAAAUGUGUGUAUGUACCUGUAUAUUCAACAUAAAGUCCUAAAAGAUUCAAA